UUUUAGAUUCUUUGUUUCCUUUCUUGUGUGAUGAAAUCACAUCACUCAUUUUUGCCCUUCUGUUUCUUCUGUUUCUGUUUUCUCGCUCAGUGCCUGCAAGGACUGGAUUUUCUUCAUGCAAACAAUGUGAUCCAUCGAGACGUGAAGAGUGACAACAUCCUUCUCAGAACGGACGGUUCUGUCAAACUGGCUGAUUUUGGCCUCGCUACUCAGCUCACCCCUGAGCAGAGCAGACGGUGCUCGGUAACCGGGACUCCUUGGUGGAUGGCGCCUGAAGUGGUGACAGGUCAACCAUAUGGCCCCAAAGUGGACAUAUGGUCUUUUGGAAUUGUGGGAAUUGAAAUGAUAGAACAAGAACCUCCUUACUUGGGCGAAAGUUCUGGCACGGCUACAUACCUGAUAGCCACAGUAGGGACUCCACAGCUGCGGCAGCCCAAGCUCCUCUCGGCUUUGCUGCGUGACUUCCUGAGCUGCUGCCUGCAGACAGACGAGGAGCAGCGCUGGUCUGCCAAGGAGCUCCUGCAGCAUCCAUUUGUAACCUCAGCCAAGCCACCAUUCAUCCUGGCACAAGUCAUCAACUCAGUGAAGAAGACGAAUAACCCUAACCCUAAACUCUAAACCUAAAACCUAACCCUAAUCUUAAA
This is a messenger RNA of Melospiza melodia melodia, 644 nucleotides long. Its product is annotated as serine/threonine-protein kinase PAK 1-like. The transcript is spliced from 4 exons. Gene Ontology annotation, molecular function: protein serine/threonine kinase activity; ATP binding. Bases 31 to 618 code for a protein of 195 amino acids. Gene Ontology annotation, biological process: protein phosphorylation; regulation of MAPK cascade; regulation of axonogenesis. Lineage: Eukaryota; Metazoa; Chordata; Aves; Passeriformes; Passerellidae. Gene Ontology annotation, cellular component: cytoplasm. The record is from RefSeq and is a predicted model, not a curated record.